GUUUUAUUUAUAAUGUUAAGCGGCGAAUUUAAACUUAACAUCUGUUCACGGUCUCAGCUAACAUGACUAAAACGAGCAAUAACAUUGACAAGUACUUAAAUGCAUUUCACAACACUGAGUUCUGACCAAAACAAAUUUAGAAAUUAGAGGAAUAUAAACAAAACUACGAAAAUGACGGAGUACUGGAAAUCGAAUGAACGAAAAUACUGCGACUUCUGCAAAUGUUGGCUGAGCGACAACAAAGCGAGCAUUGCAUUCCACGAGAGUGGCAAGAAACACAAGCUGAAUGUGUCCAAGCGCAUCACAGAAAUCAGUCGCAACAGCGACAAGGCGGAACGCGAGAAACAGAAGAUGGACAACGAGAUCCGGAAAAUGGAGGCGGCCGCAAUGAAAUCGUAUGCCCAGGAUAUCCACGGCUAUCAUGGCGAUAUGACAGCCCGUUCCAUUAACACAGUACUCAGUGCCACAUCAACAGCUUCCACUGCUACAUCCACCAGUGGCGGUAGAUCCGGUGUACCUGGUAGACAACGACAAAUUGAUCCCAUGCGCUUGGUGGGCGAUUCCGACGAUGAGGAGGAGGAGCAAGGGGAUAACCGGCGAGUAAAUGUGACCAAAGUGCAAACGGAAACGGUGCCAGAUGCCUCGCUGUGGGUCGAGGGCAAAUCGGAUGAGGGACACACCUAUUACUGGAAUGUGAAGACUAACGAAUCCGUUUGGACUCCGCCCAAGGAGGGUUUCCUCUCCUAUGAGGAAUACGAGCGCAUCAAUCAAUUAGCUAUCAAUCAGCAGGAGCUUACGCAGGCAGAGGAGGCGUUGCGUUUUCGCGCCAAUGCGGAUGAGGAAGUGGCGCGAUUCAAUCGGGAGAAACACGCUCGCAUCUAUCGCAAGCCCGAAAAUGCCAAGGAGAAGAAGCUAAAGGAGGAGAAGAGGCAGGGAUUCAAGACCGAGGAGGAAGCGGCCACACAGGAGAUUGGACAAUGGCAGGUGGUGGAAACUAGACCUCCACCAGCUGCUAUUGAUUGGGAGUUGCCCAACACUGAUUAUUGUGCCACAGCUCCUGUUGUCACCUCUGUCUACGAAUCCGAACCACCUGUAAAACGCUUUAAGGAGAAAACAAUAACAGGCUUGAAUGAAGCAGCUGGCGGCAGCAGUGCGCCCGCCACAUUCAAGAAACGCAAAUUUGCAAACAAAGGCAAUGCGCGAAAGCCUCUAGAAGAGUAAUAGUUACAGUAUCUGAAUAUAAAUAAAUAUUGUACAACUUGUAGUUGAAAUUUAAA
Drosophila grimshawi is the source of this 1277-nucleotide messenger RNA. RefSeq names its product WW domain-binding protein 4. Gene Ontology annotation, biological process: mRNA splicing, via spliceosome. Gene Ontology annotation, cellular component: nucleus; precatalytic spliceosome. Lineage: Eukaryota; Metazoa; Arthropoda; Insecta; Diptera; Drosophilidae. The record is from RefSeq and is a predicted model, not a curated record. The coding region runs from base 172 to 1221 and encodes 349 amino acids. Gene Ontology annotation, molecular function: zinc ion binding; protein binding; RNA binding. The transcript has 4 exons.